Messenger RNA from Elgaria multicarinata webbii, 897 nucleotides. Its product is annotated as C-C chemokine receptor type 1-like. Lineage: Eukaryota; Metazoa; Chordata; Lepidosauria; Squamata; Anguidae. The transcript has 2 exons. The record is from RefSeq and is a predicted model, not a curated record. Gene Ontology annotation, molecular function: G protein-coupled receptor activity. Bases 1 to 897 code for a protein of 298 amino acids. Gene Ontology annotation, cellular component: plasma membrane. Gene Ontology annotation, biological process: G protein-coupled receptor signaling pathway.
AUGGAGCUUCCAACAACCUGUGAAGGUUUAUUUCUUGCUUCCAAUAACACCUUCAACACCUCUUCCUGUUGGAACAUCACUGACUAUCGCUUUGGAGGCUUGGCGGUGCUUCAGCUUAGAUACACCUUUGCUUCUUUCUGCGGCGUCAUCUUGUUAAUUGGCUUGGUUGGCAACCUGUUCAUGUUGCUGGUCCUGAUUGAAGGUUUCCAGAGCAGCAGUGCCAGCAGCUCCAUCUGCGCAAUGACCAGCACUCUCAUGGUCAACAUCACCAUCUCUGAUCUGAUUUUUCUCCUCUAUAACGUCACUGUGCUCCUGCUCACCUUCGUCUAUGAGGAUUGGGAGAUGGGUUCGGCGGUGUGCAUAAGCAGCCAGAGUUUUUCAAUGUGGACCAUGUUCUGCAGCUUUUACAGCAUGGUAGCCACCUCCAUCCUGCGGUACGUGGCAGUGGUACAUCCAACCUGCUCCUUCUCAACGAACACGUUUCAGAGGUCCCUGCUCUGCAUGCUCAUGUGGCUCAUGGGCUUCACUGUCUCCAUCCCCAACUGGAUGCAUCAAGGCAUUGUUGUGAUUGAAGAUGCCAGAAUUGUCCAAUCCUUGUGGUUUAGGAGGAUGGCGGUGGUCCAUCCAUCAGCAAGAAUUCGGCUCAACAAGAAAGCCACUGUUAUGAUCCUGACUGUAUUAGUCAUUUUUAUUUUGAUGUGGAUCCCAUGUUCUGUGGUAAUAUACCUCUCUGCCACCCACACCCUUCCACAGUCGCCGGCAGGGUUUGUUGCCUCCAGUUUAUCCACCGUGUUGGCUUACUCUAACUGCUCUGUGAGCCCCCUCAUCUGCUUCUCCCUUUCUGAUCAGUUUCAGGGUGACCUGAAAAAGCUGCUUUGCCAGAGAGGUUCGAGAUGA